GCCGGUUCUCAGGGAAUUUUUAGGCUCCUGUCUCUUUAAGAGUUCUCAAUCUGCUUUAGUAGGCUAGAUAAAUGGUUAAAGGCAGUCUCUCUCUCUCUCACUCUCACAACCUACCUGCUCGCUCGGAGGUUUAUAUAACCCGCUCUCUGUACACGGUCCUCUCUUUUUUAAAGCUUAAAUCCAACAUUUGGACGAAGAAGGGUCAUGCGGAAUAGGGCUGUGUUUCAAAACACGGUUAUGCAUGACCAGAAAGUCUAAUCUCACCUCACUGGACUGAAGAUCGGACCUUCUCUGGGGAGACGAAGGAUUUCAGAGACAAAAAAAAGCAGUUAUAUAUACAUAUAUAUAAAAUCAGUGUUUUUUUUUUUGUUUGUUUGUUUUUUGUUUUUUUUUGCUUAACAGGUUUCCCACUUCUUGGAUUCUUGGUUUCUUUCAUAAAUCAUGGGUGUGAUUUUAGAUCUACUUUUACGUAGGCGUCAUUAGAGAUCCUUCAGCUUCAUCUCGCAGCCGUCCAUCCACGGAAAAGGAAUAUGGCGAAAAAUGUGACCGACGUCCCGAGGGAGGAUUUAAGCAAAAUCUCAGAUGAGGAACUCCUCAGACUCGGCAAAGACGAGCUGGUUCGGAAGCUCCGCAGAGUCGAGAGCGAGAAGAUCAGCCUAAUGGUGGAGCACGGGAACAUGAUGCGCGACGUGAACCGGAGACUACAGGUUCACCUUCACGAGAUCCGGAAUUUGAAAGAAGUGAACCAGAAGCUGCAGGACGACAACCAGGAGCUCCGUGAGCUGUGCUGCUUUCUGGACGACGACCGGCAAAAGGGCAAGAAGCUGUCGCGGGAGUGGCAGCGCUUCGGCAGGUACACGGCCGGCGUCGUCUGGAAGGAGGUCGGGUUCUAUGAGCAGAAACUGAAGGAGCUGGAGGUCAAUCAGGAGGCCGUCGUGCGCGAGAACAUGGAGUUAAAGGAGAUCAUCGUCAUGCUGGAGGAGGAGAGGAACGGCGCCGGGUCGAGGAGCUCUAUAGACAGCCAGUCCAGCUUGACCAACCUGAACGGAGGCACGAAUAACGUGAGGGACGUGGGGGACGGAAGCAGUACGUCCAGUACGGGAAGCGCUGGAAGCCCGGACCACCAUCAUCACGGUCACGGGCACAAACCUGUCGAGGGCAAGAUGGCAGCCAUUAGAAGAUCUAUGGACGAUCUAUCCACUAACCACCUCCACAGGAGCAUACCAAACGGACUGAACGAGUCCUCAAAUUACAUCCGUCAGCUGGAGACGAAAGUCCGGAUUUUAGAGGAUGACAACAAGCAGGUUUUCUCCCAGGGGAACGUCGGCGAUCUGAAGACGCUGAAGAAAGGCUUGUCGUUGUAUCACUCCGAGUCCCAGCUCUCUGCGCUUUCCAAGCAGCAAGACGCCUUACAGAACGGCACCGCUCGACUCCCGGGUGGAGACCUGCCCUCGCCCGUCGCUCCCUACAUAACAUCUGCUCAGAAGCCGGAGGCUCUGGUUCAUGCCAUGAAGGUACUGGAGGUCCACGAGAACCUGGACAGACAGAUUCCUGAGGACUACGAGGAGGAUCUGAGUGAGAAAGAGAAAGCUAUCGUGAGGGAAAUGUGUAACGUGGUGUGGCGUAAGCUCGGUGACGCAGCAGGCUCCAAGCCGUCCAUCCGGCAGCAUCUCUCUGGAAACCAGUUUAAAGCCCCGAUGUAGCUCUGGCUUCGAGCAGCACGCACCAACGCGCCAGUCCGUCCAGAACCGGCGCAGCUUCAGCCAGAAAGCAAUCGGCGUAUACAAACCUGCACUCCUACGGCUCCGUGCCGGCAGCCAUGUUUUAGCGUAACUUAGGGUCAUUCUGACUUUUUUUUUCGUCCACUCGCCCAACAAGGAUUUACGGCAGCUAGUGUUAUCCAUUAUCUAACGGACGCUGAGACCGGUUUUAGUUAGAAAUCCCGACUCGAGUCAUUCACUCAGUCGGAAAUGAUCCUAAAGCGGUAAAGACCUACUUUAGGAGAAUAAACCAAACCAUCGUGAAGGACGGACACGAAUCGAGAUGUAGCAAUCGACCCUCUCUUCCUCCCUUCUCUAGAGAGGUUCACUCGGGUACACGCCAGGGAUUGCUUCACUCCUUUUCUUCACGUCCAUUUUUAGGUAUUUUUCCCAGGAUAUAAACACUCGGUGUUAGAAGAAACCAUGCAGUGUUUUCUUAACCCCCCCCCCCCCCCCCCCCCAAAAAAAAAAAAAACCCCGUCUUUGGCUGUUGAGGACACAUUCUGGACGAACUCAGAUGUUCGACUCGACUCCAUCACCCUUAUACCGUGUCAUUUCUGCAUUUUCUUUUCGACCGAUUUGACAAUCAUUUGUAAAUGACAAAGGGUUCAAAUCCUAAAGCUAUAUGAACUCAUGCAGUUAGACCCUUUAACACCGUGUAGCGUGGCUUAGCAUUGGCUAGUUACGUGGUCUUAAGUUAAAAGCUCAAACUCCUGUACUAGUGAAGCUUUAGAUUUUCAGCACAGACGUCUGAACCGGGGUUUGUUUCCGAAUUCUGUCCGUCCGAGGUCUUCUUAACGUUAUCUGGAAACACGUAGCCGACUCGUUUACGCUGCGGGACUAGCCGUACGUUCACGCUAGCGAGCGCCAAAAGAAAGCGGCUUUCGAGAUUUCGAUCGAUCCUACGUGAAUUAGCUACGACGCCGUUGAAGUGACAAAUCCGAACGAUCCUCGUGGUGCGUCAUCUUUAAAACCUUAUAUCCUGACCUCUCAAUCCAUUAAAAUAAAAAAUAGAGACAUCACGAAGAGAAAUAAAACUCGGAAGCUAAAUAUAUACCGCUAUUAUCGUUUCUCAUUGGAACCGAAACGUAUAAAAACAAAAAACAGGCCACGCCCACAAGAGACAAACUACGCGCGAUUACAUAAUGCCAGUGUGAACGUAAGGUUAGGACUGGUUUAUGAGAUCUCUAGGCAGACAUUUUGUCGUACGUGUACAUGAGAUUCCGCAGAGUCACGUAUGAAGUUUUGCGUAGAUACGGAAACGCGUGCUGUUUAAAGGUGCGGUUUGUAAUUUUUUUUUUUUUUUUUUUUUUUUCAAGAGUUUGUAUUAUGUGCAAUCGUAUUACAAAGACAGCUCAUGAAAACUGUGUUUGAAAUAUGACCAUAUUGAUUUGCAUUGGGAUCUCUUUGGUUGUUUUUUCUUCCCAUUUCAGGUUUAAUCGACACUUUUCUGGGCCUGAAAUAGGCUCCGCCCCCAAGUGGAACGGCCCAGAUCAUGUCCGUUUUCAGUGAAAAGGAAACUAAUGAGGUAUUUAAGUUUCACCCAAGGUGGGUGUGUUGAUUUUGUAACGUUUCGUAGGGCUCCAAAAAUGACAAACUGCACCUUUAAGGUCUUCUCGCCGCGUGUGGAAGACUCGGAACUGCCACAAAAGAUAUUUGCUGCAUUUGUGCAAAGCUCUAACCAGAGUGUUUUAAAACUGGAAUGUCUCGAUGAUGUUUAUCCGUGCUCUGAUUUUUUUAAAAAAAAUUUAUUUUAUUUUUUUUUAAAGAUUUAUUUCUGUCACAAAAGAUCACGAGCAAACGUGUGAGGAUUUCAUUUCUGGCAGCUCAGGAAAUUUUGCUCAUCGCCGCCUCCGUGAUGCGAACGAGCGCGGGGACGGUGAGGAGAGCGCCUCGUGUCCCGUGGUCACAUGACUAACCUCGAUUCCCUCAGAACUUUCCGAAGAUUUCUCCGUACACUGCCAGUCGGACGUUUUCGAGCACAGUGGGUUGAAGUAAAACUAAAAAUGGCUCUAGAGCAAAAAUCGUUACACCUUUUUAGUUAAAAAAAAUAAAAAUAAAAAAAAUCCAGGAAUUGCUGAAUAUGCACGAUUAUGCAAAUUUAUGCAUAAAUAAAUAAAUAAAUAAAUAAAAUCCCCACCAUUUUCUCACACCAUCCCAAGUUCCUAGACAAGCUAUCAUUUAAUCAUAAAUCGAUGCAACGCAUAGUUCGGUAUCAGAGUCUCUGUGAUUUAUUUAACAGCAGAUGAACCUGUCAAAAUAUAACGUUUCCAUGACAACCGUGAUUUCCUAUUAGUAUACAUUGGGUGCAGAGAGCAUGCCUGAGCGUGAAUAACUAAUCCAGUACAUACAUGGACACCAAGUAUGGAAUAAAUUUUUUUUUUUUGUCAUUUGUGUACAGCAUCAGCGAUACAAGUCUCUUCGUACACUGUUGCUAUAGAAACCAUAACGCGUCGACACCUCCUAACCAAUCAGAAUCCAGAGUUUAACAGCGCCGUGGGUUUAUUGUUAUCUGUAGCAUGAAGAGUGACUGAAAUGAACUUUUGGCUGGCAGUGUACGGUCCAAAAUAUCCCAGAAUUCUGUGUUUGGAGCCGGGGGGGUGGUGGCGGGGGGGGUUUGACAUGAAUGAGUCGGACAUUUCUGGAACAUCAGGAGCUCUCUGGCUCUCACACACAAACACACACUCUCACACACAUGCAGUAAGAGCACAUAAGCAAAGUUCUUAACUGAAGUACAAUAAUUCGAGAAGCCAUAAUUGUUUAUUUUUUGUAUUUUUUUUAAUUAACGUCGGAAGUGAAAUGUUUUUGCCAAGUCUGAAAUUUCAGAUUCUCCUUGUUGUAAAGGCAGGUUAUCGAUGCUGAUCUGAUCUAAAAUCGGAUGAAUUUUAUCGGUUUGUUUUUGAGCCAAGAUGCAGCAGGUGGCUUUUGGCAGUCUUGUGGAAGUCUGUUUUUAAUUUUAAUUUUUAUUUGAAUCUUUUUUUUGUUUUGUUGUUGUUUUUUUUUUUUACGUCUGGGAUGUGACUGAACAAAAACGAGCAGCGAUCAUUUGACAGAUUUAAAAAAAAAAAAGUCUAUUUUGAUAUUUCUACAAAAAAUGAAAUGAAAGGAUGCUCUAAAAGAUGAGCGGUCAAUCUCUGUUAAUUUGAAAAAAGAGCACAAAAGGAAAAAAAAAAAAAAAACC
Messenger RNA from Ictalurus furcatus (blue catfish), 4941 nucleotides. RefSeq names its product coiled-coil domain containing 85C, a (gene ccdc85ca). Gene Ontology annotation, cellular component: apical junction complex. The record is from RefSeq and is a predicted model, not a curated record. The transcript has 7 exons. The coding region runs from base 531 to 1703 and encodes 390 amino acids. NCBI's taxonomy places the organism in Eukaryota, Metazoa, Chordata, Actinopteri, Siluriformes, Ictaluridae.